AUGACGACCACUCCCAACAAGCCAGAUUACUUCGCUUAUGACAGUAAUGGAAUCAAGAGGAGGGGAAGCAAUCGCCCUAUCAUUGACAACCCUCUCUGCCAUUUCACUGACCACGAGUUGGAGGACGAUGUUCGGGCUUUUGUACAGAGGAACCUUCCCUCGGUAAACUAUAAGGACUUGCUACGAGCGGCAAAGGUUGCAAAGGGAAUCCAAAUAUAUGAUGAGGCAUCGCGACAUCCAGCAAGCUACGACGAGAGAAAUCGACUAUCUGUGUUACUGACAGAGGAGGAGAAAUCAGCGCUUCGAAGCGAAAAGGAUCACGCCUUUAGCGAAAAGGGCAUGUUCGUUGUUAUUGUUACGGUGUCACUGGCAGCGUUCUUACAAGGUUUUGUGCAAUCAUCGUUCAAUGGCUCCUCGUUGUACAUGUCGGAAUGGGGUCUGUUCCAUACUGGCGGUGACAAUCAAAUCGGCGACAGCGAUUGGCAGCUUGGUGCUGCAAGUGCAGCGCCGUUUUUAUUUGCAGCAUGCCUAGGGUGUCCUCUCUCGUUGCCAGUUAAUUACUGGUUUGGAAGAAGGGGUGGUAUUGGCUUGGCGGCAUUCUUGGUUUUGGUUAGCUCCAUUGCGGCCAUCUUUGCGACAAAUUGGUAUGAAAUGUUUGGUAUUCGAAUCAUAAAUGGCGUUGGCAUGGGCUUGAAAGCUGUUAGUACUACCAUCUUGGCUAGCGAAACUGCUGUUGGAUUUUGGCGUGGUUCCGCCAUUCUUGCCUGGCAGCUAUGGGUUGCCUUUGGCAUCAUGAUGGGCUUUGCCUUCAACUUGAUCUUCACAAAAGCGGCAGACAAUAUAACCACGUAUCGUCUAAUCCAAGGUGCUCCUUUGGUUCCGUCCUUGGCUCUUCUCAUCGUGGUAAUAUUUGUCUGUCCUGAGUCGCCUCGCUAUCACCUGUUAAAGGGCCCGAACUAUAGUGUUGAGAAGGCAUAUGCAAUGUUGAAGCGCGUCCGAAACACUGAGUUGCAAGCGCUUCGAGAUAUAUAUCUCGUAUACAAAUCCAUUGAACAGGAGAAUAUGGACUUUAACGACCUAGACGCCAAUGCAACACGGUCACCCGGCUUCAUUUGGGUCAUGCGCGAUUUUGCAAGGCAAUUCGUGCAAUUGUUCACGCAGCGUCGAUUAUACAAUGCCAUGAUUUCAACGUCGACUGUAAACCUGUCGCAGCAGCUCUGUGGUGUAAAUGUUUGCGCUUUUUAUUCAGGACUCGUCUUCAGCAAAGCAGGAGGCCCUAGUUCCACCAUCACCACAAAUAUGGCAUACAGCCUUGGCUUUGGCGCAAUCAACUUCGUUUUCGCCUUGCCAGCAGUUAAGAGUAUCGAUACCUUGGGGCGAAGACGGUGGCUUCUCCUCACGAUCCCGUUCAUGGCUGUGUUCAUGCUUGGAGCUGGUUUCGCAGACUAUAUCUCGGACCCUACCACUCGCAACGGCAUAACAGCAUGUUUUCUUUUUCUAUUUGCUGUCGCAUAUUCGCCUGGUCUUGGACCGAUCCCGUUCACCUUGGCGUCAGAGAGUUUCCCCUUGACACACCGAGAGGCUGGCACAGCCUGGGCAAUUUCGGUCAACUUGUUUUUCGCUGGGCUACUUGCCAUCCUAUUCCCGAGCGUCAACUCCGGACUCGGGCAAAAGGGCUCCCUGUUUAUCUUUGCCGUACUCAACGUCGUAGCCUUUAUAAUGGUGUUCCUCUUCGUCGAAGAAACCAAACAGCGAAGCUUGGAAGAGCUGGACUACAUCUUCGCUGUUCCAAAGCGCGAAUUUAUGAACUUCAAGGUUAUGACGUAUACCCCUUGGGUGAUAAGAAAAUACAUUCUUCGCCAGAAUCGACCCAAGCCAAAGCUAUACAGAGAUAUGAUCUGGGGGUCUCAGACAGGCGAACUACGACGAGCGCCGUCUGUCCUCCAACCUUCAGACGGCGAACCUACCGGUUUCACGAGGCAUGGAUCUGGGAGGCGUGAAUCUGGCCGAGUACUAAGACCAGGAGCGUCUUCACCUUCUUCGCCCUCUUCGCCCUCUUCACCCUCUUCACCCUCUUCACCCUCUUCACCUUCGUCCAAAAAAUUUCCUGCAGUCGCAUCCGGUUCUAAUACACCAGCACCCAGACUGCCGGAGUUCACAGGUAUAGACAUGCCAGAUCUCGUUGAGAUGGAAGAAAUUUAUCCGCCCGGGAUGCAUGUGCCUUUCGAGAGGGAGUAUGCGGGAGGCAGGUCUCCUACUGCAAAGGUGCAUGGUGAGGGAGAUGCUCCGGUGUCUCCAAAGAAGGAAGAAUGA
Molecule: messenger RNA, 2313 nt
Organism: Pochonia chlamydosporia 170
Lineage: Eukaryota; Fungi; Ascomycota; Sordariomycetes; Hypocreales; Clavicipitaceae
Product: sugar transporter
Exons: 12
Coding region: 1-2313 (770 amino acids)
Biological process (GO): transmembrane transport
Cellular component (GO): membrane
Molecular function (GO): myo-inositol:proton symporter activity
Source: RefSeq, a predicted model, not a curated record